AUGUAUCAGUCACAACAUCCACUUCAAGAAACAACAACGGCCAUGUCUGUGGCGGAUCAGACUUUGACAAAGAAAGUUGCCGAUCGCUAUCUCAAGCGUGAAGUUCUUGGCGAAGGCACCUAUGGCGUCGUCUAUAAAGCCAUCGACACCAAGACAGAACAAACUGUUGCUAUUAAGAAGAUUCGUCUGGGAAAGCAGAAGGAGGGGGUGAAUGUCACUGCACUUAGAGAGAUUAAAUUGCUGAAAGAGCUGAAGGAUGCAUAUAUAAUUGAGUUGAUCGAUGUCUUUUUUCAUAAGGGGAACUUGCAUCUCGUAUUUGAGUUCAUGGAGACUGAUCUUGAAGCAGUCAUUCGAGAUAGGAAUAUUGUUCUUUCGCCAUCUGACAUAAAGUCCUACUUUCAAAUGACAUUGAGAGGACUUGCUUACUGCCACAAAAAAUGGGUCCUGCAUAGGGAUAUGAAACCGAACAAUUUAUUGAUAGGACAUCAUGGACAGCUUAAAAUUGCGGAUUUUGGUUUAGCUCGUAUAUUUGGGAGCCCAGAUCGAAGGUUCACUCACCAGGUUUUUGCUCGAUGGUAUAGAGCGCCUGAGCUGUUGUUUGGUGCAAAACAAUAUGGUCCUGUUGUGGAUGUUUGGGCUGCAGCUUGUAUAUUUGCUGAACUACUCCUACGCCGGCCUUUUCUGCAGGGGUUUGGAUGGGUUUGGGAUGUUUUGUGA
This is a messenger RNA of Ilex paraguariensis (yerba mate), 717 nucleotides long. NCBI's taxonomy places the organism in Eukaryota, Viridiplantae, Streptophyta, Magnoliopsida, Aquifoliales, Aquifoliaceae. The record is from the annotation of a GenBank genome assembly.